CAUGACAAGUAUAAUCAAAGUAACGCCGCUACUCGGCGCCCUGGACACCGGUACAGCUAUCUGUUACCUCCUAAAAGUAGAUCAGUUCACCCUCCUGCUAGACUGUGGACUGGAUGUUACCAAACUCUCAGAGUUCACAGCCCGGAUCAUGCAGCACAUCAACAAUAUCGACGCUGUUCUGGUGUCGUACCCUGAUGUGGAUCAUAUCGGUGCACUCCCCUACUUGUACGGGACGCUGGGGUUAGACUGUCCGAUUUACGGGACAGUUCCUGUGCAUAAUAUGGGACAAAUGUUCCUGUAUGAUUAUUAUCAAUCGAAGAACAGCAGCGAGGAUUUCAAUAUCUUCACCCUUGAUCACGUAGACAAUGUUUUUGAUCAUUUCCAACAGAUGAAGUACAGUCAGACUUUCACCAUCUGUCCAGGUAUUGCUAUCACACCGUACGCUGCCGGUCACAUGAUUGGUGGUACUAUGUGGAAAAUUUUGAAGGACGACGAGGAAGAUAUAGUCUACGCAGUAGACUUCAACCACAAGAAAGAGAGGCAUCUCAACGGAGCCCUUUUCAACAACAUUAUCAGACCCAGUUUAUUAAUAACUGAUGCGUACAACGCUACAUUUGAGUACAAGAAACGGAGAAAACGAGAUCAGGAACUUAUAUCCACAAUCCUGGAGACAGUGCGUCAGGACGGUAACGUUAUAAUAGUGGUUGACACAGCGGGCCGAGUCUUGGAGCUGAUGCAGCUGUUGGAGCAGCUGUGGCGUAACGCGGAAUCCGGCCUGUCCGCGUACAGUCUCGCGCUGCUAAACCACGUGGGGUAUAACGUGGUGGAUUUCGCUAAGAACAUGUUGGAGUGGAUGUCAGAUACGGUCACUAAACAGUUCGAGGAACAAAGAAGUUACCCGUUCCACUUCAAACAUCUGAACCUGUGUCACAGUCUCCAGGAACUGGAGAAGAUCCCCUCUCCUUACGUGCUGCUCACCAGCAUGGCCGACCUCAGUUGUGGUUUUGCCAGGAAUCUACUAGCAGUGAGCGCAGAAUCAAAAGAGAACUGUAUAAUUGUUACGCAGCGCACUAAACCUGAUACCUUAGCUUCCAGGCUCCUUAGUAACACUAUCAACAACACCAUAGACAUCACUAUUGGAAAGCGUGUACCUUUGGAAGGAAAAGAGCUGGAAGAUCAUUUUGCUUCUAUUGCUAAAAAGCAACAGGAGUCAGAGAAGAUGGAGGUAGUAGAAGAGGGCGAAGAAACGGAUGAGGAGCAGGAGGAUGACCAGGUCCUGGUGCAAAGACACGACGUUCCAAUACCAGAGGAAACACACAGCAAGAAGAGCUUCUUCAAACAGCACAAGGUGUAUCCCAUGUUCCCGUUCCACGAGGAAAAGUUAAAAUGGGACGAAUAUGGAGAAUUCAUCAAACACGAACACUUCAGAAUUGAAGAGGAACCGAUGAAAGAAGAAGAGAUGGAAACUGAGAAGGCAAAACCAGUCCCAGCAGUCCCAGCUGCAAGAGAAAUACCAACGAAGUGUGUCACGUCUCGUAUUAAAACUCAGGUUAACUGCAAAGUUAAAUUCAUCGACUUCGAGGGAAGAUCUGACGGUGAAUCUAUCAAGAGGAUUUUAGCGGCAGUAUUAAAACCGAGGCAGAUGGUGAUAGUUCAUGGAACUCCCGACUCUUCAAGACAUCUGGCAGAGUUUUGUCGAGAUAGCAAAGACAUGGGAGUAUCUCAGAUAUUUGUCCCUGGAAUUGGGGAGACAGUGGAUGCUACUAGUGAGAGGCAUAUUUAUCAGGUGAAACUGAAAGAUGCGCUAGUGACAGCCGCCAAGUUCUCCAGAGCAAACGACGCGGAGUUAGCUUGGAUUGACGCUGUUAUUGAUGUUCAGUUAAAUGCGGAGAAGGAGGAGGUUGCUAUGUUAGAACCACUAACAAACAAGCCAAGUCAUGUCCCAGUUUUCAUCAACGAGCCCAGACUUUCGAACCUGAGACAAACUCUGAUAAAGAGUGGUAUUCAGGCUGAAUUUAACGGUGGAGUGCUCGUUUGCAACAACAAGGUUGCAAUCAGACGUAACGCUAGCGGAACUAUACAGAUUGAAGGGACAGUAUGUGACGAUUACUACAAAAUACGCUCACUCCUCUACAGUAUGUACGCUAUCAUCUGAACAGACAGCGCGGAUAGUUGUCAUGGUAACGCCCGCACAGACAACCUCUCCCGCACAAUUUGUUUAAUAUCCCAACUGCACUUGAUAGAAUCAAGAUUGGUAUUGCUCCGGACUCCAGAUAAUGUUAUCGAAUAGACGUUAAAACGAAACUAAAUUUUGUAAGCAAAAUCCCACUUGAAAGGACUUUUUAUUUACACAGUAUAUUAUUCUACUAGAUAUUUGACUGACAGAUUAUAUUUAUUAUUUACCCUUUAAGGUGCUGAAUACCUUCAUUUUUGGAAUUUGAACGUUAUUUGAUGACAUCGUUUAUUUAUUACAUUCACUUCCCUGUAACAGGCUGACUUUUAAUAUUAACGUUCUUAAUGCUGAUUAUUUUACUCGGAUUUCUACUUAAUAAAUAAUUAUAUGAACAACUGAUAUGUCUUAUAUCAUUUCCAAAAUUUCUGCACACUUUCAAAUA
Molecule: messenger RNA, 2615 nt
Organism: Bolinopsis microptera
Lineage: Eukaryota; Metazoa; Ctenophora; Tentaculata; Lobata; Bolinopsidae
Product: cleavage and polyadenylation specificity factor subunit 2-like
Exons: 14
Coding region: 2-2155 (717 amino acids)
Biological process (GO): mRNA 3'-end processing by stem-loop binding and cleavage
Cellular component (GO): mRNA cleavage and polyadenylation specificity factor complex
Molecular function (GO): RNA binding
Source: RefSeq, a predicted model, not a curated record